ACAGCUCCCAGCAUGCCCCGCGCGCCGCGCUCGGCUCCUUCCGCCCUGCCUCGGCUGCGCUCGCUGAUUGGCCGGUCUGUUGCGGCCCUUCCUCUGGCCGCGGCGAUUGGCGGCGGCAGCAGCGGCGCAGCCAAUGGGGAGAAGGGGGCGGGGCCAGCUCGGCCUGGUGGCGGGAAGUGCGGAGCCGGGGCUGAUUUGGCGCGAGAAGCUGUAACCCCCGCCAUGGCCAGCAGCAGCCCGCAGAGCCAGCCCACCAUCGGCUUCCCCCGCACGAGGAGCGCCCGACGCCUCGCUGCCCCCUCGGCCAAGAGCGACCCCGACGCCCCUGCUCUGCGCCCCUCGCCGCGUUCCAAGGCCUCGGGCUCCUCCGGCCAGGCCAGCCCGGACACACGCUCAAGCCGGGCCACAGUGCAGACCCUGAGCCCCAAAGCGCAGCCCCUGAGCCCCCGAAAACGCCUGGGUGAUGACAACCUGUGCAAUGUCCCCCAUGCCUUAUCUUGCUCCCCGGCCAAACGCAGCAAGGAGAACCAGGGGCGUCGCCUGCUCUUUGGGGACCCCUCGGCCUCCCCCGAGCAGCCCAAGGGCUUGGGGCCAUCCCCACGGAGUGGGGGGCCAGAGACCCCCCGGAGCUCAGGGCUCAACGGGCAGCAGCCACGCACCCGGCUCUUCAGGCAGGAAGGUACCUGUUACCAGCAGGCCAAGCAGGUGCUGCACGCGGCCGUGCCCGAGCGGCUGCAGGGCAGGGAGAAGGAGACGGGGCUGCUGCGGCAGUUCCUGCUGGAACACGUCCUGGGGCGCCGGCCCGGCAGCCUCUACGUGUCCGGAGCCCCUGGGACUGGCAAAACAGCCUGUCUGAGCCGUGUUCUGCUCGACUGCAAGGACAAGCUGGCUGGCAGCAGGACUGUGGUGCUGAACUGCAUGGCACUGGGCAGCCCCCACAGCGUCUUCCCUGCCCUGGCACAGCAGCUGGGGCUGCCCAUGGCCACUGGCCGGGAGCGUAUCAGGAGCCUGGAGAAGCAUCUGACGGCCCAGGGGCCCAUGGUCCUCCUGGUGCUGGAUGAGCUGGACCAGCUGGAGAGCAAAGGCCAGGACGUGCUCUACACCCUCUUUGAGUGGCCCCAGCUGCCCAGCUCCAGGCUCGUCCUCGUGGGGUUGGCCAAUGCCCUGGACCUGACAGACAGGAGCCUGGCCAGGCUGGGAGCCCACCUGGCUGGCAAGCCCCGGCUGCUGCACUUCCCACCCUACACCAAGGAGCAGCUCACCCUCAUCCUGCAGGAGAGGCUGGGACAGGUGGCAGGUGACCCCGUCCUGGACUCUGCUGCACUCCAGUUCUGUGCCCGCAAGGUCUCUGCAGUCUCUGGUGAUGCUCGCAAGGCCUUGGAUGUCUGUAGGCGUGCCGUGGAGGUGGUGGAGCUGGAGGUGCGAGGCCAGACCCUGCUGAAGCCACUGCCCAGGGGUGACUCCCCGGUGUCCCCUGUCCCCAAGCGCGUGGGGCUCCUGCACAUCUCCCGGGUGCUCUCGGAGGUGUUUGGGGACCGCCUGGCAGGGGGGUCCCUGGGGGCCCAGGACACCUUCCCCCUGCAGCAGAAGGUGCUGCUCUGUUCCCUGCUCCUGCUUGCCCGGCGCUCCCACGCCCGUGUGGUGACCCUGGGGAAGCUCCACGACACCUACAGCCAGGUGUGCCGGCGGCAGCAGCUCCCUGCCGUCGACCAGGCCGAGUGUCUGUCCCUUGUCACCCUCCUGGAGUCCCGCGGUGUCCUCGAGCUCAAGAGGGCCAAGGAGGCCCGGCUGGCCAAGGUUUCCCUGAUGCUGGAGGAGGCAGCUCUGGAGCACAGGCUGCAGGACACGGCGCUGGUGGGCAGCAUCCUCACCCAGGGGCUGCACUAACGCCCUCCCUCUGGUCCCAAGGGGGGUUUUGCUGCUGUUGGCAAGAGCAGAGAAGUGGCUCCCAAGGUUUUGGACAUUUGUCAAGUUCUGCCCUGGGGACUGUCAGUCUGGGGUCUUUUUAUUAAUAUUUUAAUGUAAUAAUAUUAUUAAUGUUUUAUUGUAAUUGCUGCAUGAUGGGAGCUUAGGUGGGAGGCUGGGACACCCCUCAGCCCCUCUGUGGCCCCCACAGCCUUUGUGUAGGGAGUGGGGUGCUCCUGGUCCCCCUUGUCACCCUGGUGUGUCAUCCUGAGCUUUGGUGUUGUUCCUGCCAUGAAUCCUGGACCAUAUUUGCUCCCAACUCUUUCAGAGCCUUCUGGGGCUCUCUGGAACCUUCUUGACCACUCUGGCUGCAGGGAGAAUCUCCCCAGUGCUCUGGGUCCCAGUGCUGGCAGUGGCACAGGAGGGGCAGGGACCUCUGUGGGGGGAGAGGACACGGUGCAUCCUUUUAUCUUCUGCCAUGAAAUAAAGUCAUUUUGGUUCA
Molecule: messenger RNA, 2407 nt
Organism: Agelaius phoeniceus (red-winged blackbird)
Lineage: Eukaryota; Metazoa; Chordata; Aves; Passeriformes; Icteridae
Gene: CDC6
Product: cell division cycle 6
Biological process (GO): mitotic DNA replication checkpoint signaling; cell division; DNA replication initiation
Cellular component (GO): nucleus
Molecular function (GO): ATP hydrolysis activity; DNA replication origin binding
Source: RefSeq, a predicted model, not a curated record